AUAUGAUCUCAGAAUCGCCAAGAUCCCGACAUCUCUGGUAUUGAGUCGAGUCGCGGCACCGAUGGAGAAGGGCGCCAAGGUUUACUUCCACUACAACCACACCGACGCUUGUCGCGUCUCCAGAUGGACCACCAGGGAGAGUUUCCAAUAUCUGUACGCACGGCCGUGGCAGAAAGUGGUGGAUUUCUAUGCGGAUUUGGUUUGCAGCGGGAAUGGGCCUUCCUCGUUGCGUAGCUUGUUUCCCUCCGAGGACCAUAGUGCAGGUGUUACUAUGGAGACGCCUUGUGGCUGUGAGGAAACAGAGACAUCAACUGAACCCAGUAAGCAUCGGACAGGAAGGUGGAAAAGAUUAACAUUUAAGAUUGUUUUGUCAUAUCAUGGUGGAACUUUCGAUGGGUGGCAAAAGCAGCCUGGUUUGCACACUGUUCAAGGAAUAGUCGAACAUUUUCUUGGAAGAUUUGUUGAUGAGAAUAAAGCUAAGCAACUAAAAGAGAAGUCCAUGCCUGUUGAAGGCUGUGCUGUUGUUGCUGGACGCACUGACAAGGGGGUGACUGCUCUGCAGCAAGUUUGUUCAUUUUAUACCUGGAGGAAGGAUGUUAAAUGUGAAGACAUAAAGGACACCAUCAAUGAAGCAGUUCCGGGGAAGCUCAGAGCUUUGCAUGUGGCUGAGGUUGGACGUGUAUUUCAUCCCAAUUUUGCAGCCAAAUGGAGGCGAUACUUUUACAUUCUUCCCCUUAAUGAUAAUGAAGAAUCAAUCAUAAGUAGUUCUGAAAGUGACUGGACAAGGACUUCUGAUGGAGAGGAGGAUGACCAGAUUAAUAGACUGCCGGAGGGUGAUGAGAAAGAGCAGCAACAAACUUUUUCCCAUGUGAAUGAAGAUGAUAGCCCAGAUAUUGUUGGACUGAAACGAAGAAGCUUUAGUGUAAGCAAGGUGGAUCAACUCCUAAGAGAGUUAGAAGGGAAGACACUGUCAUACAAAAUGUUUGCACGUGAUACAAAAGCUUCAAGAAGCAUUGGACCACCAACAGAGUGUUUUAUGUUUCAUGCUCGAGCUGCAGAAACUAAAUUGCCCAGUGACACUGAGGACUAUGCAUAUCUUCAAAGGGUGAUGUGUGUGGAGCUUGUUGCGAAUCGCUUCUUAAGGAAGAUGGUCCGAGUUCUGGUGGCAACUGCCAUCAGAGAGGCAGCAGCAGGCGCAGAUGAUGAUGCUCUAAUUAAGCUGAUGGAUGCCACAUGCAGGCGUGCCACAGCCCCUCCUGCUCCUCCUGACGGCCUUUGCCUUGUUAACGUCGGAUAUGAAGAAUUCAAACAAGAAUUUUGUUUCAUUAGAUGAGCUUGGUGAAGUCUGAUCUGGCUUCUCUAAAUGGUUUUGCUGUUGCCUAACCUGACCUGCUCACAUACCUUCCAGAAGACAAAGGUACAGAGAACUCUGAUUGUGAUCAAAGUUUUCACUUCCAUUUAGAUUGCCAACACUUCUUACACAAGCCUUUUUUUGGUUUGAGCUGUUAAUCUUUUUCUUUUAAUAUUUUAUCUGUAAACUACAUGUUGAAUUAAGAAUGUUAAGUUGAUGUAAAAUGUCAGGAAUUUUGUUUGA
Molecule: messenger RNA, 1594 nt
Organism: Musa acuminata AAA Group (dessert banana)
Lineage: Eukaryota; Viridiplantae; Streptophyta; Magnoliopsida; Zingiberales; Musaceae
Exons: 10
Coding region: 62-1333 (423 amino acids)
Biological process (GO): tRNA pseudouridine synthesis
Molecular function (GO): RNA binding; pseudouridine synthase activity
Source: RefSeq, a predicted model, not a curated record